Molecule: messenger RNA, 2003 nt
Organism: Eleginops maclovinus (Patagonian blennie)
Lineage: Eukaryota; Metazoa; Chordata; Actinopteri; Perciformes; Eleginopidae
Gene: c1qtnf2
Product: C1q and TNF related 2
Exons: 3
Coding region: 68-1072 (334 amino acids)
Molecular function (GO): protein binding
Source: RefSeq, a predicted model, not a curated record
AAACAGGGCGGAUGUUAUGGACUGAUUCACUGGGCUGCACUUUUCUCUGCAGCUCUUUUCAUGAAGAAUGCUAUCUCAUCCGAUUAUUAAGAAACAAUGUUGGAAUGUUUGUGCCCUCGUGCAGAAAAAGGACUUAGAGCUGAAAAUACCUAUGGGUCAUAAAUUCUCAACUGCAACCAUCAUGCUCCAGAUAUGUGUGCUGUUGUGUUUGCCGUCAGUUGUGUUUUCCCAAUCAACAUAUUCCUGGCCCCAGAGAGGUCGCAACAUCACCAUCCACUCCUCCCAGCUGAUCUGCAGUCUGCAAGGUCCACAGGGGCCUGCCGGGUACCCCGGAGCCCCUGGGUCACCAGGGGACAUGGGCCCUAUGGGGCAUCCAGGGAAAGAUGGCCCGGACGGGAAGGAUGGAGAAAAGGGACCAAAGGGAGACGGAGGUGAUCCAGGGAGGGCAGGGAACACAGGCAAGCCAGGUGUGAAAGGGCGUGAAGGUGUCAUCGGCAAGGCUGGACCUCGAGGACUGAAGGGGUUGCGAGGAACACCGGGGGUUUCGGGCAAACGAGGCCCAAAAGGAGAGCUGGGUGACGUGGGCCAGCAAGGAGCUCCAGGAGGAUGUAAUUGUGGCAGUGCAGCUCGAUCAGCCUUCUCUGUGGCAGUGACAAAGAGCUACCCCAAAGAGCGAUUGCCCAUCCGCUUCAGCCGGAUUCUGCUGAAUGAAGGGAAUCACUACAACACCAGCAGUGGGAAGUUUGUCUGUGCUGUCCCUGGGGUCUAUUACUUCACAUAUGAUAUAACUCUGGCAAACAAGCACCUGGCCAUUGGGCUGGUCCAUAAUGGCCAAUAUAAGAUCAAAACAUUUGAUGCAAACACAGGGAACCAUGAUGUGGCAUCUGGUUCUACUGUCCUCCAGCUGCAGCAGUCUGACCAGGUGUGGCUACAGAUCUUCUAUUCGGAGCAGAACGGACUCUUUUUUGAUCCUUUCUGGACAGACAGCACCUUUACUGGCUUUCUCAUAUAUGCUGAUCAGGAGUAUCUGAAUGAGGCUGAUAAAAAAGCUAAUGCUAAGGAUGACAGUUAAUCCUGAGAUAUAUUUAUUCAGUUUCUAACACUUGCCUUCACUUAAUUCCCAUGCAAUGAGAAUGUGAAGAGAGUGGUCAGCAAUGGCAGGCUUCAGUGAAUUUCAGUUGUUUAUCAAUUUCUGACGCCAGGGGGCUCACAAGAAAGGAAAAGUAAGCCACAGUUGGGAAAACCCUUUAAAAAGUAUGGAAUUGGAAGCCAUGACUUUUAUCAACAGUUUUGCAGUAUAAUUUGUUCAUGAACACACAUGAUGUGUGUGUGUGUGUGUGUGUGUGUGUGUGUGUGUGUGUGUGUGUGUGUGUGUGUGUGUGUGUGUGUGUGUGUGUGUGUGUGUGUGUGUGUGUGUGUGUGUGUGUGUGUGUGUGUGUGUGUGCUCGCGUGUGUGCCAUGUGAUGCCCCAUUCAGUAAAAUCAAGAAAUGCGCUAUAAGAACAUUUCAACGUGUUUUUAACGUACAGUGAUGCAUUUCAAAUUAUGCUUGACAAAAUAGUAAUGGCUUACAGAGCGCAAGCAUUCUAAUGUACGGAAGAAGAUUAGGGCCACAUGAAAAACAAAAUGUGGGAUGUAACCAAAAGUUUUUUAAAAAGGGGGAAGAUAUUUAAAUCCUAAUAGGCGUAAUUGAUACAAAUACUUUGAAUGUGGAUAUGCAUUUGAAUAAUAUAGAACAAAAACCAUAAUUCACACAUAGUAGCUACAAUAAUACAUUACAACCAUUUUGUGCUGCACAUCCCUCUACUUUCAAAUAUUAUACACUGCAGUUUGUCAUAAAUUGUCAUAUAUCAAUUGUACUGAGAUUUUUUUUGAUUCUUUUGUAUAUUUAUAUUUGGUGUUAAUACUUGUUUUUAUUAUUUUAAUGAAAAACACCCUUUUUAUAAUCGUUAUAUUUUUCACUCUCUUACAAUUGACUUUCUUGUGUUUUUUAUGUUUGCAUAC